Molecule: messenger RNA, 2537 nt
Organism: Triticum aestivum (bread wheat)
Lineage: Eukaryota; Viridiplantae; Streptophyta; Magnoliopsida; Poales; Poaceae
Product: receptor-like serine/threonine-protein kinase SD1-8
Exons: 7
Coding region: 1-2373 (790 amino acids)
Biological process (GO): protein phosphorylation; recognition of pollen
Molecular function (GO): ATP binding; protein serine/threonine kinase activity
Source: RefSeq, a predicted model, not a curated record
AUGAGGGCAACCAGCCAACUUCUGGUACACCUCCUACUGCAGCUGCUCUUGAUCACUCUCUUCCUCCUUUCGGUCCAAACCCCCGCCGCCUCCGGUGUCCGUGACAGGUUCGAGAAGGGCCAGAACCUCACCGACGGCGACACGCUCGUCUCGCCGGACGGCUCCUUCACCCUGGGGUUCUUCUCUCCCGGGGCGUCCACCAAGAGGUACCUCGGCAUAUGGUUCUCCGUGUCCAACGACACCGUCUGCUGGGUCGCCAACCGCGACCAGCCUCUGCCCGACAAGUCCGGCAUGCUGGUGUUCGACGACCUGAGCAGCCUCGUCCUGGUCGACGGCUCUCGCCGGACGGCGUGGUCACCGAACUUCAUGGCCGCCUCCGCCGCGGUGGUCCAGCUUCUCGACUCCGGCAACCUGGUCGUGCACAAUGGCAGCAGCAACGCCGCCCUGUGGCAGUCGUUCGACCACCCGUCGGACACCUUGCUGCCCGACAUGAAGCUGGGCAAGGACCUCUGGACCGGAGCCGAGUGGCAGCUCACGGCGUGGCGCUCCGCCGACGACCCGUCUCCGGGGGACUACCGCCGCACGCUGGAGACCAAGGGGCUACCGGACAUCGUCCUGUGGCAAGGAGACGUCAAGAGGUACCGUACGGGCCCGUGGAACGGGCUCUACUUCAACGGCGUCCCGGAGGUGACGGCGUACGCGGACAAGUACACGCUGCGGGCGACGACGAGCCCGUGGGAGGUAACCUACGGGUACACCGCCAAGCCCGGCGCGCCGCUGACCCGCGUCGUGGUGAACUACACCGGCGACGUGGAGCGGCUGAUGUGGGACGCGGGCACCCGGGCGUGGACGCCCUUGUUCAAGGGGCCGAGGGACCAGUGCGACACCUACGCGCGGUGCGGACCGUUCGGCCUCUGCGACCCCGAGGCGGCGUCGUCGGGGUUCUGCGGCUGCGUCGUGGGGUUCAGCCGCCCCGCCGCCGGGACCCCGUCGCAGUCGGCUCAGGAGGUGAACGAGACCGCGGCGGGCGGGUGCCGACGAGACGCGGACCUGGACUGUGCCGGCGGGGCGACGACGGACGGCUUCGCGGUGGUGCGGCGCGUGAAGCUUCCUGACACGCAGAACGCGUCGGUGGACAUGCACGUCACCCUAGAGGAGUGCAGGGCGAGGUGCUUCGCCGACUGCUCGUGCCUGGCCUAUGCCGCGGCCGAUAUCCGGGGAGGCGGCGACGGCACCGGCUGCGUCAUGUGGGCGGAUGCCAUCGUCGAUCUACGUCUCGUCGACAGGGGGCAAGAUCUCUACCUGAGGUUGUCAAAAUCAGAAUUCGAUGACCAGAAAGAGUUUCCUACUCUACUUAUUGUCGCACCUGUAGCUUCUGGUGUCAUUGUUCUUCUGGUCGUCUCUCUGAUUUGGUGGAGACGGAAACGCAGAAUCAUAGGUGCUAUCCCUCAGAAUCCUGCUAUGGCCGUUCCUUCAGUUAAUCUAAGCAUUAUAAAGGAUGUCACUGGAAACUUCUCUGAAAGUAACAUUAUAGGCCAGGGAGGAUUUAGUAUCAUUUACAAGGGGCUACUGCCUGAAGGAAGAAUGGUCGCUGUCAAGAGGCUUAAACAGUCAGCACUAACCACGAAAGGCAAGAAGGAUUUCGGGAGAGAAGUGGAAGUGAUGGCCGGGCUCCGGCAUGGCAAUCUUGUUCGUCUCCUUGCUUACUGUAACGAAGGCAAGGAGAGAAUACUCAUCUAUGAACAUAUGCAGAACAAGAGCCUGAACGUCUACAUAUUCGGAUCGGGUGAGAGUGUAAUCCACCGGGACCUCAAGCCUGGGAACAUUCUCCUAGAUGAUGAGUGGAAGCCUAAAAUUGCCGACUUUGGCACCGCUAAGUUGUUUGUCGUCGACCAGGCGGGGCCUGAUCAAACAAUUGUAGUUUCACCGGGAUACGCAGCUCCAGAGUAUGCACGGAGAGGGGAUAUGACGCUGAAGUGUGAUGUCUAUAGCUUCGGAGUUGUACUCCUCGAGACGCUCAGCGGGGAAAGGAAUGGUGGCUUGCAGAGGCUCCUUUCUCAUGCAUGGGAACUGUGGAAGCAGAACAGGACUGCGGAGCUUCUUGACACCGCAGUGGUGCCACUCGCCAAAUCCGAGCCUGAGCUAUUGUCUGAGUUAAAACGAUGCAUCCAAAUUGGGCUCCUCUGCGUCCAGGAGACGCCAUGCGAAAGGCCAACCAUGUCCACAGUUGUCGCUAUGCUGACUAGCACGGCAUCGCAAAUCGAUCGGCCGAGAAGGCCGGUGCUGGAUAGCGGAGGAGUUGUGCAACCUUCGAAUUCGUCACUUGGGCUUGAGACGGAUCUUUUGAGCCCCACUACUAUUGAUUUGACGUAAAUUUCUAUUGGGUGCGACUAGUUGUUGCUGCAGCCUCGCUUGCAGGCGAUUUACUAAAGGCUCGGUUUGUGUUUGUAAAAUUAGGUUCAAAAGUGGUCCCUCAAAAAAAUUUGUUCAACUUUGAAAAAAGGUGGGUGAAGCAAACACUAAAAUGGGGGGUGGAA